GGAAAGGUCUUUUUCAUCCUGAGUCCUGCUGCCUCCAACCUUUAUUGGUCCCUUCCUUUAUUGCCUGAUCUAGUCUAGGUGACCCUGUCGGAAGCCUUUCACUUGCUCCCACUUUUACGCACCUCAUCAGUGCUCCUAGCAUUUUUGUAAAGUGAUGGCAACCCAAUUUUUAAAGGAAAUUGAAAAUAUAGAUGAUAAGGAACCUUCAGAAAUUAGGCCCCUGGUGAUUAAAUGGAUAGAGAAGCUUUUCCCAGCAGUUCAAUCAGUCGGAACAGAGACCCUGCAACAGUGGAUGGAAGAAAAACCAGAGGAGCUUCUGAUUCUCGACAUUCGAACUGCAGCUGAGUUUGAGGUCAGCCACCUGCCGGGGGCGAUUCUUGUCUCUGCUGAAGGCCAUGCCCUGCAGGAGCUGUUGAAGGCACAAUUUAUGCAAGAGCACAACAGGGGUCACAGGCGCAUCAUUUGCUAUUGCACUGUGGGCUACCGGUCUUCCAUUGCUGCUCAAGUUGCAAACGGGAUCUUGCCCCAAGUGGCCACAACUUCUUUAGAUGUCUACAACAUCCAAGGUGGAUUGGUGAAGUGGGCCACAGAAAGGAGGCGGAUGGUCAGCCAUCAGGGGAGCCCUACGCAGCUGGUUCAUCCCUACAGCCCCAUCUGGGCAAAGCUCUUAGAACCGGAGUUCAGGGCAGAGAUCUGAGGAUUAUAUAUUGGUGAGCAUUAUUCCCAAGCUGGCAACUGAGGUUUUAAAUAAAAUGUUACUGCGCUGAAAAUCA
This is a messenger RNA of Eublepharis macularius, 773 nucleotides long. RefSeq names its product tRNA uridine(34) hydroxylase-like. The transcript has 3 exons. NCBI's taxonomy places the organism in Eukaryota, Metazoa, Chordata, Lepidosauria, Squamata, Eublepharidae. Gene Ontology annotation, molecular function: thiosulfate-cyanide sulfurtransferase activity. The record is from RefSeq and is a predicted model, not a curated record. Bases 155 to 697 code for a protein of 180 amino acids.